Gymnodraco acuticeps is the source of this 2235-nucleotide messenger RNA. RefSeq names its product peroxisomal membrane protein PMP34 (gene slc25a17l). Gene Ontology annotation, cellular component: peroxisomal membrane. The coding region runs from base 188 to 1135 and encodes 315 amino acids. The transcript has 9 exons. Gene Ontology annotation, molecular function: ADP transmembrane transporter activity; NAD transmembrane transporter activity; AMP transmembrane transporter activity. The record is from RefSeq and is a predicted model, not a curated record. Lineage: Eukaryota; Metazoa; Chordata; Actinopteri; Perciformes; Bathydraconidae.
AGGAAACACUGCGCGUCACUUUCCCCUUUCUAAUCUGUCUGCCUCAAAGCUUUUAAACACUAUGGAGUCAGAGCAGAGACAGUUUCCCCGCAGCUAGAAAAACAGACCGACCACCGGCUCUCUCUCUUCGGGUCACUCCGCGGUUACUUUCCGGUGUUUUGUGGUCAGACCGGGAGAGGCUACAGAGAUGUCCGACAACGGUGGCUCUGCUGUUGGCCUUCUGUCUUACGAGACGCUGGUUCACGCUGUGGCAGGUGCAAUGGGGAGUGUGACAGCAAUGACAGUCUUCUUUCCUUUGGACACAGCGAAGAGCAGACUGCAGGUUGAUGAGAAGAGAAAGUCUAACUCUACCCCUGUCAUCCUGGCUGAGAUAGCAAAGGAAGAAGGCCUUCUGUCUCUGUACAGAGGAUGGUUACCAGUCAUCUCCAGCCUCUGCUGCUCCAACUUCGUGUACUUCUACACCUUCAACACGCUGAAGAAGCUGGCAGCAUCUGGCCAAGGGACGUCCAGACCGGGGAAAGACCUGCUCAUGGGUGUGGUAUCAGGGGUGGUGAAUGUGAUCCUGACCACUCCCAUGUGGGUGGUCAACACUCGACUGAAGCUGCAGGGGGCAAAGUUCAGGAACGAAGACAUCCAGCAGACCCAGUACAGGGGCAUCUUUGAUGCUUUCUCACAGAUCAUCGCCAAUGAGGGAGUAGGAACUCUGUGGAACAGCGUCAUGCCUUCUCUCAUCCUCGUGAUCAACCCGGCAGUACAGUUCAUGAUUUAUGAGGCCAUGAAGAGGAGGGCAGGCAAUGGAGGGAAGAAGAUAUCCUCAGCAGAGAUCUUUCUCAUUGGAGCCAUCGCCAAGGCUGUUGCUACCACGGCGACAUAUCCUCUGCAGACCGUCCAGGCCAUCCUCAGGUUCGGCCAGCACAAAGGUGAUGGGAAGGGCGGCGUGGUGGGAAGCCUCGCCAACAUUUUCUCCAUGCUAAUGGCCAGGAUCAAGAGGUAUGGUGUUCUUGGUUUGUACAAAGGUCUGGAGGCCAAGCUGCUACAGACGGUUCUGACGGCUGCACUCAUGUUUGUUAUUUACGAGAAAAUCACUGCUGCUACGUUCAAAGUCAUGGGCAUUAACAAGAGACUGAAGCAGUGAACACACUCCUUCUUGAAUACAGAAAUGUAUUAGUGAACUUUUUAUUAAUUCCUACCAAUUCCUUGACAUACACCAUAACCAGAGCUUGGUGUGAUACUUAUUAUACUGUCUCUUUCUUAACUUUUAACUUUCCAUUUAUCAGGCUAGCACUUUACCUAUUUCCAGUAUGUGUGCUAUGCUAAAGCAUAAACUGCUGCAGUUAGUAUAAAAUGUCACAAACAUGAGUGGUAUCAAUCUUUUCACCCUAAUCUCUGCUAGACAGCAAAUAAGCCUUUUCCCCAAAAUAUCAAACUUUCCUUUGAACUUUUAGGGCUUUCUGCAAAUGAUAAAAACAAUAUUAGCUACCUACUGUUAUUACUUCACACACACUUGUCUCAUGUGUUAUAGAAACGUUAUCAAAUCCCGCCCUAUGAAUGUUUUUUUUAAUAUACUGAUUUAACAUGUUAUCAUUUCACAAAUAUUAGCAGUAAUAACAAUAACUGACAGGGAGAGACCUCCCAUACAUAUGUAAAGACUUAUGUGCACAAUCUGAAUGGUUUUGAUAUUAACAACUAUAAUGUGUUAAUUAAAUAUCAAUGGACUAUAAAUGAAUACUUAAACAAUACACAGUUAAACUUACAUAUUUAUAAAAAUACUCCAGUAAGUGCCUCUAAAUGAUAUCUAAAUAUGCACUGUGAAUGGAUAUAAAUGCUGUGAUGACUGUUGAUGAUUUACACAAACCCAUUAUGCAUUAACCGUCUUCCUAUUGGUCAGUAUGAACAUGGUCAACUCUGUCUUCCAUUUUUUAUCUUCGUGUCAUGUUAGAUGUGUGAUUUUCAGUAUUUGUUUAUCAAAGUGUUCUUUCUCUGAUUUGGUGAUUCAACGUUUACGCUGCCUUUUACCUUAUAACCAAUGUGAAAGUUCAUUCACUUUGUUGGUUUAACUUGUUGUUCAAUCUGUUACCUUGAGAUGUAAUCAUUACAAGAGCUGCAGCUCUCAAUAUAACUUUGCAACAUUACAUUAAGGAGAGGAAGUCCUUUGACUUUUCAUUGAAUUAAGGCUAGUUUCAAGUAGUAAGAACACUACAUUUACCAGAAAUGGAAAUUAACCAGAUAUGAGUU